UUUCUGUCAUAAACAAUAAGAUAAGCUAGCACAGAAGUUAAUGGCAGACUGAUGAAUUAAUACAUAACUGCAGGAUAUAAUAGAGGAUGGCUUUUAUUAUCUCUCUCUGUGUGGAGACCAUUAGUUUGUUUGUGUUCUGCUGGUGUAUCCGCUUAUUUUGGGAGAACUGGUAAUAAUAAUUGGCAGCAAUGUGUGCUAAGAUAUGAAAAUUAACUAAAUUAGGACUGCAAACACAUAUUUGUUUAUUGUUUUCUAAAUUAUUUGAUGGACUGGUCAAUAGAAUAGUGAUAAAUGCCCAUCAGAAUAUCACAUUGCAUGUUUUGUAUGACCAAUAGUCCAAAACCAGAAUAUAUUAAAUUUAAAAUCACAUAAAACAGAGAAGCAGCAAAUCAUCACGUCGACUUUUGACGAGAUAAUGGAAAAGGUAUCAACACACGUUCAAUUAAACUUACAAUAAGCAACACGUUGCAGACGAUGACGCGAGUUGCUCGUUGUUCCUAAAAGUUUCGAACUUUCCGACAGCACUUGAAGGCAGCGUGCGUUAGCUAGCGGGCUAGCUUAGCAUUUCGGGCGGCUACGUGUAACUUCGCCCUCUUGUUCUGCUCAAUGCACGAAGCAACGGUGGCCUCUGACUCAACGCAGACUACGCGGACAUAGACCGGUACACAUGGACGUCAGUGAGUGCGUUUUGUCGGCGGGCAGAGCCGUGCUGGACGUGGUGGAGCGGGAGUGGCAGCCGCUGUCUCCGGGCGAGCUGGAGCAGAGGCUGGACCAGGCGGUGGAGGAGAUCCUGGAGGCUGAGCUCAUAGCGCAAUUUAAAACUCAGCCUCCCCCAACUAUAGUCGUGCAUUUACCGCAGAGUCAAGCGAGUGUGGAGCCCCAAGUUUUACAGACAUGCAUCAGACCCCCCGAGGAAGAGACACCAGAGUCCCGAGAACCGCUGGAGACCGUUGACGGUGCAGCAGUCAAGUGCAUCACAGACCUGCUUCAAAACUCUCAAUCCAGGGCUCGAAUGGCGGGACGGGCUCGCCUGUCCCUGUCCCACACCGUCCUGCUGUCCCUCACGCUGCUCUCUGAGCGGGUCAGCUACCGCUCGGUGUCCCGCCGCUUCCACCUGGAGAAAGGAAACAUCCACAGGAUCUUCUUCUCUUUCUGCGAGCGCCUCAACACGCUGGAAGAGAAGCAAAUCAGGUGGCCAGUCGGCAGGGAGGCUGUGGAAGCCCUCUUCCCACUGUGCAGUCCAGAGAAGGAGCAGGAGGAGCAGCAAGGUGUCCCUGUGGUCCUGGGAGUGUUGGGACACACCCGCAUCCCGAUCCGCCUGCCAAUAGGGAAACACGAUGUGGAGAGCGCAGGGCCUGAAGUGAAGAGGCUGAAGAAGGAGGCCCAUCCCGACUCCUGGCUAAACCUGCAGCUCGCAUGUGACCGUAAAGGCCGCUUCCUACACUGCAGAAUCAGUAAAGGAUCAGACGUGGACAGAGGCGGCGCUCUGAGGGACAAACUCAAACAGCAUCCUGAACUGAUGCCCUCUGACUCCUGCCUCCUGGCCAGAGCCGGCUACCCGCUCACCGCUCACAUUUUAACUCCAUACUCAGGAAGUCACGGACCAAGAGAGGAGCUCUUCAACAAGACGCUAGAGGAGCAUUGUCACAUCCUGGAUCAGGCUGUCGCCAACCUGAAAGCCAGGUUCAAAAGGCUCAGGUAUCUAGAUAUCGGAAACUACGAGCGAGCCAGAGCUGUUGUGCUGACUGCCUGUGUGUUGCACAAUGUGUUUUUGGACAUGGGACAGGUGGUUCAAGGGGACGUUGAGGAAGAAGAAGCCAUAACCCGAGAGGGGGAGUUGGAGAUGGAUGACGAGGGCGUGCACAGACGUGACGCCGUCUCAGAUUUGUUGUUUAAAAUGUUUGAUUCUGGAAGCGUGUGACGUGAGGAUGUCUGGUGGGAAACGGCUCCUUGAUAUAAAGGUUUAUCUGAACAGAAUCUCUACUUUCUGGGUCUCUCAAUACGACGGAUAGGUUUGUCUUUAAAGCUUUUACACUGUGGGAAUUAUCAGUUUUCCACAGUAAAUCUGGGCAAUGCAUAGUUAUUACUGUAGUUAACCACAAUAGAGAUGACAAAUUAUAUUUUCCAAAACAUUAUCACCUCUUGUUACAUUUUACAAAUAGAAAAAAAUAAAUGUAAUCACACAAAACAGACCGUAGGACUGUAGAUGUAUGUUAAAGCCAGUGUAUUUCUAGUGGUCCUCUUCAUCGGAGUAGAAGUACCAUGUAAUGUAACGACCAAUAUAACCUGUGAGUCUGUAAUACAGCACAAUAAAGCACAUGGGUAAGGAACACUAAUAAUAACCACUGAAAAGUCUUAAUACAUGAGUGAGAGUCUGUCCAGGAUCUUGUAAUCCAUGGGGUGACAAAAAGAACAUGCGACGAAUUGCGAGAAAAUAAGUAAAUGAAGGGGCAAUGAAUUAAGUUAUUUUUCUUUAAGUUUUUUCACCCAAAUGUAUUUUGAAAGUGAUGACCGGAAGUGAGUGUUUGCUAUUAUGUCUACCUUGAUGCAAGUGUGACAAUUUCCGGGUUAAAUAAAUCUCCAGACCAACAAAACUUUAAACUUUCUUUUAAAAAGUAUCGGCAGUAUUGAUGUUACUGUUAUCUGUAAUAAUCUCACUAAAAACGAGUUGAAUAUGAAUAUAUAUAUUAUACUGAUAUUUAAACUGUUACAUGCGGGAAAAAAAGUUGCAGUUCCUCACUGUGACCACUGGAGGGCAGUGAACACACGUCAACCGUCCAAAUCCGUCAGGCCCUGGCGUCAAGACAGACGCACUACCAUAACAAUAUAUCCGGUAAAAGUUUCAAAAUAAAAGUAAAGUGUUUCUGUGCAAAACUACGGUAGUAUUUAUUGCAGGAUUGUUUAUUGGAAAACAUUACAAAGUGAAGUUGUGCAUACAAACAGUGUAUAUUAUUAAUACACUAAUGGUACAAGUGUCUCAAUGAAUAGUUAAUGAUAGCUUUUGGGAAUGAUUAUAAAUAUAAAUGUCUGCGUUAUUUUCACUGAAAAAUUUGUGUUUUAGUCUAACUGACUUCCUUUCAUCAUUUCCGUUUAAUUUUGUCUAAUCUUGCAUAACUUUAUGAUAUAAAGAACUGGUGCAGUGAUGGUGGGGGCCUGUAUAUUCUUAUUUGUGAGUCAUAUUUUAGUUUUUCUUGCUCUCCAACAUCAGCCGACCGUAAUUCACUCUUUGCAGGCGGUAUAAAAAUAAGUGAUGAUUACAUCCAUUGGAGCAUCAACAGAAAAGGACAACUUUCAUGUGAUCUGCUUGCAGUAUAAACAAAAGAUGACCAGGGUAUGAUUAGUGAGUGUGUGUCGGGUUUAAGUUCAGACCGGCCAAACUAAUCCCUGUAACAGUUAAAACUGUGCCAACAUGACCAACCUUAAAAACAUUUAUAACAAACGCACUCAAACAGUUCUCCUCGUGCAUGAUGAUAAAAGUUUUUGGUAACAGAAAACCGCAUCUCUUCUGGCCUAAUGUCCCUCCUUUGACAUCUGUGUGCUGUUCUUCUGAGCCAGGCUGGAGAUGGCCUGGGCCAGGUUGUUGAUGGCCUCUAUCUUCCUCUCCUCCAGGGCUUUCUGCUGGGCCCACAUGUUCAUCUUCCUCUCUUGCAGCUCCAUGUACAGCUGUAGGACGUCCUGUGGAGGCCUGGCCGUGGAGCAGGGAGCAGCUGUUGUAGGAGGGUUAGGGAGGAUGGGGGUGAACCUCUUGCUGGCUAUGGCCUUGCCCACUCUGGUCCCGCUGAGCUUCGCCCUUCGCUGGGCUUCAAUCUCC
Anarrhichthys ocellatus (wolf-eel) is the source of this 3811-nucleotide messenger RNA. RefSeq lists its product as uncharacterized. NCBI's taxonomy places the organism in Eukaryota, Metazoa, Chordata, Actinopteri, Perciformes, Anarhichadidae. The coding region runs from base 668 to 1921 and encodes 417 amino acids. The transcript is spliced from 3 exons. The record is from RefSeq and is a predicted model, not a curated record.